GAUCGUAGCUCCCGAUUGUUCGACGUUAUGCAUCUGUGGAGAAAAACGUUGCAGCCUCUCCGCUUCUGGAAAAAAUGUUCGACGAGGAUGGGAUUCGAACCCACGCGUGCAGAGCACAAUGGAUUAGCAGUCCAUCGCCUUAACCACUCGGCCACCUCGUCACAUGCCCUGCCGUAUAGGAGAUAUUGUACCUUACUGCCAGUGUUAAAUCUCAGAGUGAACAUGGUGGACUCCCAGUACUACCUCCCAAAUGACAUCGGCGUCUCUGCGCUCGAGUGCGGCGAAGCUUUUCGUUUGCUUUCACCUCAGGAGAAGAUGUACGCGCACUACCUGUCCCGCGCCGCUUGGUACGGUGGCCUGGCAGUGCUGCUGCAGACGUCUCCAGAGUCUGCAAACAUCUUCGUGCUGCUGCAGAGGAUCUUCAGGAAGCAGGCGCCUGCACAGCUGGAGCCGGUCGCUACAGCAGCUGGACUCAGCUCUGAAGAAUAUCAGGCGUUCUUGGUGUACGCUGCCGGUCUGUAUGCAAACAUGGGGAACUACAAGUCCUUCGGAGACACAAAGUUCAUCCCGAAUCUGCCAAAGGACAAGCUGGAGGCCCUGGUGAAGGCCAGCCAGGCCUUCCAGGAGCAGCCCGCUGAGAUGGAGGCUCUGUGGAACAGCUGCUCGUGUCGCCUCUACUCCCUGGAAGACCGGCAGAAACAGCUCGGCCUCGGCGACAAGGGAAUUACCACCUAUUUCUCAGGAAACUGCUGCCUUGAGGAUGCUGAGCUGGCUCAGAAGUUCCUCGACUCUAAAAAACUGUCGGCUUACAACACCCGUCUGUUCAAGAAGGAGGGAGGAGGGAAGCCGUGCUACGAGGUGCGCUUGGCUUCGGCCGUGCAGAAAGACUGCGCGGUGGACGGUGAAUGCGAGUCCUGCUGUGGCAGCUUCAGAUUCGAGGACAAAGAGUUCAUCGUGAAGAGAGGAGACUAUGGGCCUCUGAUGGAGAAGGUCUGUGAAAACCUGCAGCAGGCGGAGGCGUUCGCCGCCAACGAGAACCAGAGGAAGAUGCUGGAGCAGUACAGGCGCAGCUUCACCUUGGGCUCGGUGGAGGCCCAUAAAGAGGGGUCCCGGUUCUGGAUCAAGGACAAGGGGCCGAUCGUUGAGAGUUAUAUAGGUUUCAUAGAGAGUUACAGGGACCCGUUCGGCUCCAGAGGAGAGUUUGAAGGUUUUGUCGCGGUGGUGAACAAGGCGAUGAGCGAGCGUUUCUCCAGCCUGGUGAGUUCUGCUGAAGUUCUGCUGCCUGAGCUUCCUUGGCCCAGUGAGUUCGAGAAGGACACGUUCCUCAAACCCGACUUCACGUCCCUCGACGUUCUCACCUUCGCCGGCAGCGGGAUCCCGGCCGGCAUCAACAUCCCCAACUACGACGACAUCAGACAAUCGGAGGGCUUUAAAAACGUGUCGCUAGGCAACGUGCUGGCUGUGGCCUACGCGACGCAGAAAGAAAAGCUGACUUUCCUGGAGGAGGCGGACAAGGAUUUGUUCAUUAAGUGGAAAGGCCCCUCGUUUGAGGUGCAGGUCGGACUCCAUGAGCUCUUGGGUCAUGGAAGCGGGAAACUGUUUGUGCAGGACGACCAGGGAAAGUUCAACUUUGAGCAGAGUAAAGUCGUGAACCCGGAGACGGGAGAACCGGUGUCCAGCUGGUACCGAGGCAGCGAGACGUGGGACAGCAAGUUCUCCACCAUCGCCUCCUCGUAUGAAGAGUGUCGCGCCGAGUGCGUCGGACUCUACCUGUGUCUCAACAAGAAGGUGCUCAGCAUCUUCGGCCACGAGGGACAGGACGCCGAGGACGUGGUGUACGUGAACUGGCUCAGCAUGGUCAGAGCCGGACUGUUGGGUCUGGAGUUCUACACACCUGAGAGCAAGAGCUGGAGACAGGCCCACAUGCAGGCCCGGUUCGUCAUCCUGAGGGUGCUGCUGGAGGCCAGCGAGGGCCUGGUGGGUCUGGAGGAGGCGACGGGACCGGACGGGAAACCUGACGCCAAGAUCACGCUGGACCGGAGCAAGAUCCACACGGUGGGAAAGGGCGCCAUCCACAGGUUCCUCUGCAAACUGCAGGUCCUGAAGUCGACGGCGGACGUGGACGGAGGCCGAGCGCUGUACGAAGGCUACUCCUCCGUCAGCGACAGCGGCGCUCACAACUUCCUCCGCCUCCGAGAGACGGUGCUGCUGAGGAAGGAGGCGAGGAAGAUGUUCGUUCAGGCCAACACCAGAGUCAGAGGCGACGCCGUGGAGCUGGUGGAGUACGAAGGCAGCGCUGCAGGUUUGAUUCGAUCCUUCACCGAACGUUUCCAGGACGACGCGGAGCAGCUGGAGGCUCAGCUCCUGGACCUGAGCGAGAGAGACGCCCCCUGCUGGUGCUGAUGGAACAACAACUCAACACAAGGUUAUUUUUUCUGUAUGUAAAACUGAUUCUUAAUAAAUCACGCUGAGGUUUCACCCUUUAAAUGAAGCCUCAGUCUGGAUCAUAUUCACAUUAAUGAGCUGCUCAUCAUCAAAAACCGGCUUCAUGGAAAUAAACAUGACGACAUGUUUGUACUCGAAAUGAAUUUUUCUUUUUAACCUUUGGAAUAAAAAAAUCUAAAUGUUGAUGGUUUGAAGAUGAACGGCUUCGAGGCGACUCUGAGGCUCAUGUUGUGUUAUUUCAAGAAGUGGUGGAUUAUUUUUAUUGUUGUGUCCCGGAGGCCUAGUGAUGAUAAUAAAUAAAAAAAUAAAAAAUAAAGAAAUGUGAUGAUGAAUCUACACAAAUAAAAAAUGUCUUUGAUAAGA
Molecule: messenger RNA, 2808 nt
Organism: Mugil cephalus (flathead mullet)
Lineage: Eukaryota; Metazoa; Chordata; Actinopteri; Mugiliformes; Mugilidae
Gene: dpp3
Product: dipeptidyl-peptidase 3
Exons: 19
Coding region: 28-2403 (791 amino acids)
Biological process (GO): proteolysis
Cellular component (GO): cytoplasm
Molecular function (GO): metalloexopeptidase activity; dipeptidyl-peptidase activity
Source: RefSeq, a predicted model, not a curated record